ACCGGCUUUCGUGAUACCGCUACCGCGCGACGGCCGAUGAGAAAUUGAGAAACCUCGACUGCUUAAGUUUCAAGUAUCGCUUAAGCUUUUACUGGUUUUAGGUUUUCAGUUUUUGAGCCGUAACAAACUAAUAACAACAUUAUUCUUGUUUUUCGAAUGUUGUCGAUGGCUCACUUAUAAUGACAAUAUUUUAAUAGCUAGAAAAUUAACUUUAAUCGCAGAUUAUAGUUUUGGAUACACCGUUCGAUUAGUCCACUGACUGUGUUGUUAUUAUACGCUUCGAUCCGUAAAAAUCAUAAUAUAUUCGUUAGUAAAUUAUUUGCAUAUAACUUGAAAUGUAUGUGCAAGUAUCAGCAAGUGAAAACAGUGAUCCCAUUGACAUGCCUACGGAAGACGACAAUAGUCUUCUAUUAUCUACAUUAGAAGCACAGUAUCCUGGAGUAAUUGGUUUGAAGUAUCGUGUUAACAAUAGGUUGCGUAUAGUACGUCUCAAUGAAGGCAAAUUGUACCCACCCGAAGAUGGCUGGUUAGAUCGUAUGUAUAUGUGUAAUUUUAGAAAUACACCUGCAGAAAAACGUAAGCACAGUGAAAUUGAUGAUUGUAAUAAGGCAGAAGAUGAUAAUAGUGUUUCUGAUAUGGAUUUGGUUGUACUGGGUUUACCGUGGAAGGUAACUGAAGAGGAUUUGAAAAAAUAUUUCACCAAAUUUGGUCAAGUAGAAUAUACUCAAAUUAAAACUGAUCUUAAUGGUAAGUCAAAGGGGUAUGGAUUUGUCAGGUUUAAGCAUAAGAAAUCUCAAGUCCGUGUUAUGUUAGAACGACACAACAUUGAAGGUCGAUGGUGUGAUGUACGUAUACCUAAUAGUAAAGACAAACAUGUAAAUAAAGUUCCGCGUAAAGUAUUUAUAGGUCAAGUGUCUGAAGACGUAGAUGAAGAUGCAUUAAAAAAUUAUUUUAUCAAAUUUGGAGAAAUAUCAGAUUUAUUUUUACCCAGACCACAUAGAGGUUUUGCAUUUGUGACAUUCACUGAUCCUUUAUCUGCUCAAAAAGUUAUUGGCAAAGAUCAUAAAGUUGGUGAUUGUAGUGUGAUAUGUACAGAAGCUAUACCUAAGAAAGAAAUGGCUCCCAAAUGGAAUGAUUAUGAUAAUAGAGAUAGAGUUAAGGAUAKGAGAAGAGAUCGAUCGCCCAAUCAGCCUCAAGCUUGGUCCCAAGAUAGCAUUUGGGACUAUGAUCAGGAAUAUUAUGACCGGCUGUACAGUCGAGGAAGUGGGCAUCAAUCAGUCAAUAAUAGUUAUACAAAUGAUAAGAAUAUUAAUUCAGACAUGGUAGCAGCUGCAGUAAACAAAGCAGUCAUGGGAGUGAUUGGAAAUUUAAAAGGACAGGGUAAUCAAGGUGAUAAAUUGCCAGGAACAGAUGAUUGGUGGAUGAGGAGAUGAAUAAGUUAUUGAGAUCACAUAUUAUCUUUGAUAUAAUGUCUAUAAAUAAAUAUUCAUCAAACUAGUAUUGAUGUUUAGAACUGAUUUUGACUACCCAAAAUUCAAUGGGGAAAAAAUUGAUAAAUACAACUAUUCAAUUAUUAAUAAAUUAAAAGUUAAUACACCAGUCAUUGACUAUCAUUUGCAAGUUCCUCAAUAAUAUUCUUACUACUGAUUCAAAACAAAUUGUAUCCAAAUUAAUUUUUUUAAUAUGUUUUAUAGAUAAUUUGUGCAUCCAUUUAAUUUGUUGACAGUUCUACAUCUGUAUUAUCACAUUAUAUAUAUAUAUAUAUAUAUAUCAAAAAUGUUAAUGUAAACAUUACAUCACAUAAUGUUACUCUUAUUUAAUUUAGUAAGGAAAAAGAAAGACAAAAAAUAAUUGUUAU
Molecule: messenger RNA, 1858 nt
Organism: Diuraphis noxia (Russian wheat aphid)
Lineage: Eukaryota; Metazoa; Arthropoda; Insecta; Hemiptera; Aphididae
Product: TAR DNA-binding protein 43-like
Biological process (GO): regulation of gene expression
Cellular component (GO): chromatin; nucleoplasm
Molecular function (GO): RNA binding
Source: RefSeq, a predicted model, not a curated record